AUGGAGGAUGAGGGGAGGUCGCUGGCGGAAACGCCGACGUGGUCGGUGGCAACGGUCACCACGCUCAUGGUCGCCGCGUGCUUCCUCCUCGAGCGAGCGUUGUCACGCCUAGCCAAGUGGCUCCGGAAGACGAAGCGGAAGGCCAUGCUCGCCGCGCUCGAGAAGAUCCGCGAAGAGAUGAUGCUGCUCGGCGUGAUCUCGCUGCUGCUUAGCCAGACGGCCAGGUGGAUAUCGGAGAUCUGCGUGCCAUCAACGCUCUUCACCAAGAGGUUCUACAUGUGCACGGAGAACGAUUUCGGCGACCUAGUGCAACAAGGGGAAAGCACCGCUAACCACACCCACAUUGCUAGAAUCCUAUCUGGCAGCCCAUCGGCUGAUACCUGCAGUGAGGGCCAUGAACCUUUUGUUUCCUAUGAGGGUCUUGAGCAGCUGCAUCGUUUUCUGUUUAUUCUUGGGUUCACUCAUGUGCUCUACAGUUUUGUGACAGUGGUUCUGUCGAUGAUUAAGAUAUAUAGCUGGAGGAAGUGGGAAACCCAAGCAUGUACACUCUCCAGGGAGCAGUUGCAACCUAAGAGAAAGAUUAUGCGGAGGCAAUCGACCUUUGUCUUUCAUCAUGCAUCUCACCCAUGGAGCAAAAGUAAAAUACUUCUAUGGAUGCUGUGCUUUCUGCGCCAAUUCAAGGGUUCUAUUAAAAAAUCAGAUUAUAUGGCAUUAAGAUUGGGCUUUAUUACAUAUCAUAAGUUGCCGACUUCAUACGACUUCCACAAAUACAUGGUACGGAGCAUGGAAGAUGAUUACAAUGGAAGUGUUGGUAUCAGUUGGCCACUUUGGGCGUAUGCCAUAAUUUGCAUAUUUGUCAAUGUUCAUGGUCUUAAUAUAUAUUUCUGGCUAUCAUUUGUCCCUGUUAUUCUCGUCCUGCUUGUGGGCACUGAGCUGCAGCAUGUUGUCGCUCAGUUGGCGCUGGAGGUUGUUGAGGCAACAGCCACAAAUGUUGGGACACAACUGAAACUGCGCGAUGAUCUCUUCUGGUUUGGAAAACCUCGGGUCCUGUGGUGGCUUAUACAAUUCAUAUCAUUUCAGAAUGCGUUUGAGAUGGCGACAUUCUUAUGGUUUCUGUGGGAACUGAGUGCGAAUUCUUGCUUCAUGAAGAACCAAUACAUGGUUGUUAUUCGCUUGGUUUCUGGGCUGCUAGUUCAGGUCUGGUGCAGCUACAGCACGCUGCCCCUUAACGUGAUUAUUUCCCAGAUGGGAUCCAAGUUCAAGAAGUCACUAGUCUCCGAGGGCGUCAGGGACUCCCUGCACAGCUGGUGCAAGAGGAUCAAAGACAGGAGGCACAACCCGCUCUUCUCGCGGAACGGGACGCUCACAUCGAGGUCGGUCUGCUCCCUUGACACAACCAUCUACGAGGAGACCGACCACGAGACCAACACAGUGUGCACGCUGUCGAGGACCGUCUCGGCGUCGUCCCUGGACGAGGAGCUGACCGUUGUCACUGUCGACGACGAGGACAUCGCUCACAUAGAGCAAGAUACUAGUCUGCAUCGCGGCUAGAACGGAGAGUGCCCAUUCCUGCCUACGCUCUGUAGUAACUGCACAAGAUAACCUGCCGAUUACACGGUAUACAUAUGUAUCAAGUGAUUGCUCCUCAUGGCAAUCAUGGAAUUACUCUGUGCAAAGUGAAAAAA
Molecule: messenger RNA, 1685 nt
Organism: Lolium rigidum
Lineage: Eukaryota; Viridiplantae; Streptophyta; Magnoliopsida; Poales; Poaceae
Product: MLO-like protein 4
Exons: 16
Coding region: 1-1551 (516 amino acids)
Biological process (GO): defense response
Cellular component (GO): membrane
Source: RefSeq, a predicted model, not a curated record